Messenger RNA from Westerdykella ornata, 2103 nucleotides. RefSeq names its product RCC1/BLIP-II. The record is from RefSeq and is a predicted model, not a curated record. Gene Ontology annotation, cellular component: cytoplasm. Gene Ontology annotation, molecular function: protein binding; guanyl-nucleotide exchange factor activity. The transcript has 2 exons. Bases 1 to 1878 code for a protein of 625 amino acids. Lineage: Eukaryota; Fungi; Ascomycota; Dothideomycetes; Pleosporales; Sporormiaceae.
AUGGCUUCCGGGGAGCGGCCGCGGCCGUCCUCAAUCACUGACCUACCCUUGGAUAUUCUCGUCCUCGUGGUCCCCUAUCUGGAUGUCAGAAGUUUCCUCGCGCUCUGCAGCAGUUGCAAAGCCUUCUACCAAGAUUCCAUACGCCUGGACCCUGUCUACUGGAGCUAUGUAACCCGUAGUACAUUCCGAGUCCCCAACCAACCAGUCGUUCAGCACAACGGUGCACUAUGGCAAAAGCUUUACAGAAGAUUACAAACGCAAAGCCGUGUCUUUACGUGGGGAGCCGCUGGUCAAGGCCGCUUAGGCCACUCCAUAUUCAUCCGCAAUGCGUUAGGUCCCGGGCAGAUGGACCUUACAAAUAUACCUGGCAUCAUAGCGGAUUUGCAAUGUGGUGGCUGGUCCACCACAAUACUUACCUCCAAAGGCUCAUUGCACACGGCUGGCGUUCUCAAUGGGGAGACGGAAUUAGUGACACGACAAACUGGCAAUUCGGGGCCUCAGCGUCUACGGUUUCCUGUUCGCGUUCCCUACAGCAGCUGGUCUAUUUCCUAUGAGGAGCCAACGAUCUCCAUUCGACAGUUCUCCGCCGGCAGAUCGCAUAUCCUGGGUCUCUCGGACAGUGGUCGCAUUUGGUCGUGGUAUUCUGCAGAGAAGCCAGCAUUGCAUGUAAAGUUCCUUGAUGUCGACCUGACUGAAGCCUCCUCGCAACAGUCGUCGCCGGCAAAUCAACCCCUUUUCGGCCGUGUAAAGAAGGUGGUCGCAGGCUGGAGUCGUAGCUCCGCAUACGUGUACGGCAUAGGAAUUGUUGUGUGGGACAUAGUGAGCCGCAGGCCUGGCGAGAACGAGGCAGACACGGUCCUGGUUAUGCAGACCGCCGAGAUGCCUAGAACCGGCUAUCAAAGGCCAAAAGGCGCCGCGAAGGAGAGCGAAGAACAGCGUGCGCUAGGAGCAGAGGUCGGGGUCGUGUUGAACUACAUCAUCCUCGAGCACUUCGUCGUGUUCGUCACGGAUAUCGGCAGAGUCUUCUGCGGCAAGUUUGGGGACCACAAUCAAGUGCCAGAGGUAAUAGAAUUGCAAGCAUUGCGCAACGAAAGCGACACACCCACGGAUGUCCAAGGCUCCUUUAGACGUUUCGCCGUCUUCAAGAACCGCGAGGUCAUAACCGCCAACCAGGACUAUCUCGAGGCGUGUUGGCGUGUCCGUCACGAGGUCCAUGCAAAUAAUGCAGAUAUACCGGGGCUGCAGAAGAUCCCGGCACUGCAGAAGGGGGAUGUCAUUUCCGUGGCUUUCGGGGACUACCAUUUUCUCGCACUCCAUUCCAAUGGGAGAAUCACGUCGUACGGGAAAGAACUCCGUCACUGCGGCGCACUUGGCCUGUCCGGCCGCUAUCUACGGGGCUUCAACCGUGUCUUUGGCGAUCGACAGCUUGUUCCUCACGCCUAUACACAUGGCCGCGAAGUGUGGUUCCAGCGAGAGAAGUUCCUUUGGCUCGAGUUCCUCGAGUCUGGAGGCACGGACCCCGACGAAGCGGCCGAAAGAUGGCACUGGGUGGAGAGUGGCCCCUCUGUGGCGGGUGAGGUCAGCGAGUGGAUUGAACAAGAGGCCCGGGACUGGGAUCGGAAUCUGGAUAUCAAGGACGACGACGGGCUAGGAGCGCACUUCGCACUCAGCGUAAGCGCGGCCGGCUGGCACAGCGGGGCUCUCGUGCUCGUCAACCAGGAGUUGGAGGACAAGGGGGCCAGAUAUGUCUGGACGGAUCAAUCGUAUCCCAGGCUCAGGCUGAGUGACGGCAGGGAGAUGCCUGGCACGGUGCCCUUCCAUGAGUGGAAGUACGGGAGGCCCGAGUGGCGGCUGGAUAUCAACGUCGAUGAGAUUUAGAUUUCUGAACCGGUGGGCAUUCUAGGGUUGCGCGGCCGGAGUGUACGAUUGAGCUUAUUGUUCUUCAUGUUCCUUCCUUUCACCGUGCCCUAGUGGCGUAACUAGAAUAUAGUCAAUUGGAUUUCUUGAAAUACGUAUUCUAGCUUGGAUUGGAAGUACAGGGGGUUGUUCAGUCGGACGUGGGAGGAGGCGGUACACACUCGAUCCUGAACAACACCGUCCCUG